AUGCAAGUGGCAGAGAUCCUAUCCGAUUUGACCUCCUUAAGAGUUUGUGGCUACAAUGAAGCUCUUGCCUUGGUAAAUGCCCAGGCCUCCAUCCAAAACUCGGAGGCCUCUGCUCCCGACAGCUCUACAGACUCUACGUCCGAACAAGGGGCAGGCCAAGUGGCGAGGGGAAACGCAGAUCUACAGCGGGCAAAAGAGCUAGUCGCACUCCACUACGAAAUGAAGUCUAAGAACGCCAACGGAGAAGUUGACGCUGAGUUACGGCGUGCCCGGGAACAAGUGAAGCUCGUUUUAGCUGAAUUAUCAUAA
Penicillium chermesinum is the source of this 309-nucleotide messenger RNA. RefSeq lists its product as uncharacterized. Bases 1 to 309 code for a protein of 102 amino acids. The transcript has 2 exons. The record is from RefSeq and is a predicted model, not a curated record. NCBI's taxonomy places the organism in Eukaryota, Fungi, Ascomycota, Eurotiomycetes, Eurotiales, Aspergillaceae.